Molecule: messenger RNA, 6404 nt
Organism: Marmota flaviventris (yellow-bellied marmot)
Lineage: Eukaryota; Metazoa; Chordata; Mammalia; Rodentia; Sciuridae
Source: RefSeq, a predicted model, not a curated record
CAGCUCGGCUCGGGAGCGCGCGGCGCGGGCCCGCCGGGCUGUGGCGACGAGGCCGCGGCUGAGCGCGAGCGCCGCAGGUGACCCGGGCCGCAAGCUGGUGCGCGGGCGGCGGCUGAGAGAGACGCGGCGCUGCGGGCUGGAGGCGGGCCCCUCGCUCUGCUCCUCUCACGGCCUCGGCGCUGCGGGCUGAGCAGACGCGGCGAGCCGAGGCGGGCGGAGGGCUCGAGGCACCCACUUGACGGCCGGCGGCGCCCGCGGCCCUCAGCAUGUUCCGCGAGGCGAGGGUUGUCCUCCCGCCCGUGGGCUGAGGCGGCGGCGGCCACACCGGCGAGAUGCACCUGCGGGGCGCAGCUUAGAGGACGCGGCGGGCGGGAAGUGCCGGCCGCCCGCGGGAGGGCGUUCUUCGCGGGGCCGCUGCCUCCCGCGGCCGCCGCGGGCCCGAACCGGAGCGGCGGGGUGGGCGCCGCGACAUGGCGGCCCGGAGCGCCCCGAGUUGCCACCUGCGGCUCGAGUGGGUGUACGGCUACCGGGGCCACCAGUGCCGCAACAACCUCUACUACACGGCGGCCAAGGAGAUCGUGUACUUCGUGGCGGGGGUCGGCGUGGUGUACAGCCCGCGGGAGCACCGGCAGAAGUUCUACCGGGGCCACAGCGACGACAUCAUCAGUCUUGCAUUGCAUCCUGAACGAGUAUUGGUAGCAACAGGACAAGUUGGGAAAGAGCCUUAUAUCUGUGUUUGGGAUUCAUACACUGUGCAGACCAUAUCAGUUCUAAAGGAUGUUCAUACACAUGGUAUAGCUUGCUUAGCAUUUGACUUAGAUGGACAGCGCCUGGUUUCAGUUGGACUGGAUUCAAAGAAUGCAGUUUGUGUUUGGGACUGGAAAAGGGGAAAAAUGUUGUCUAUGGCUCCUGGUCACACAGAUAGAAUAUUUGAUAUUUCUUGGGAUUUGUACCAGCCAAAUAAACUUGUCAGCUGUGGUGUAAAACAUAUCAAGUUCUGGAGUUUAUGUGGAAAUGCUCUGACCCCAAAACGAGGUGUGUUUGGUAAAACGGGUGACCUUCAGACAAUAUUGUGCCUAGCCUGUGCUCGGGAUGAAUUAACAUAUUCUGGUGCACUCAAUGGGGAUAUAUAUGUGUGGAAAGGAAUCAAUCUUAUACGAACAAUACAAGGAGCCCAUACUGCAGGAAUUUUUAGCAUGAAUGCUUGUGAAGAAGGGUUUGCUACUGGUGGUAGAGAUGGCUGUAUUCGUCUUUGGGAUUUAACUUUUAAACCAAUUACUGUGAUUGAUCUCAGGGAAACAGACCAGGGAUACAAAGGUUUGUCUGUGAGGAGUGUUUGUUGGCGAGGUGACCACAUUUUAGUUGGAACACAAGACAGUGAAAUUUUUGAAAUUGUGGUGCAUGAAAGAAACAAACCUUUCCUAAUUAUGCAAGGGCAUUGUGAAGGUGAACUUUGGGCACUUGCUGUUCAUCCUACUAAACCUUUGGCUGUGACUGGAAGUGAUGAUCGUUCAGUCAGGAUUUGGAGCCUAGUAGAUCAUGCAUUAAUAGCAAGAUGUAAUAUGGAGGAACCAAUUCGUUGUGCAGCUGUAAACGUAGAUGGAAUCCAUCUUGCCCUUGGAAUGAAGGAUGGUUCAUUUACUGUUCUUAGAGUAAGAGAUAUGACGGAAGUUGUACAUAUUAAAGAUAGGAAGGAAGCAAUUCAUGAGUUAAAAUAUUCACCAGAUGGAACUUACCUUGCUGUUGGCUGCAAUGACAGCUCAGUUGAUAUUUAUGGAGUUGCUCAGCGUUAUAAAAAAGUUGGUGAAUGUGUUGGAUCACUUAGUUUCAUCACUCAUCUGGACUGGUCCUCAGAUAGUAGAUAUUUACAGACAAAUGAUGGAAAUGGGAAAAGAAUUUUUUAUAGGAUGCCAGGGGGAAAAGAAGUGACAAGUAAAGAAGAACUCAAAGGUGUUCAUUGGGCUUCAUGGACAUGUGUUUCAGGCCUUGAAGUAAAUGGAAUUUGGCCCAAAUAUUCAGAUAUCAAUGAUAUAAAUUCAGUAGAUGGAAAUUAUAUUGGCCAAGUUUUAGUUACAGCUGAUGACUAUGGAAUUAUAAAAUUAUUCCGAUAUCCAUGUUUAAGAAAAGGGGCCAAGUUUAAAAAAUACAUUGGCCAUUCAGCUCAUGUAACUAAUGUCAGAUGGUCACAUGAUUAUCAGUGGGUUAUUUCUAUUGGUGGAGCAGAUCACUCUGUCUUUCAGUGGAAAUUUAUUCCUGAAAGAAAACUAAAAGAUGCUCUUCACAUAGCACCCCAAGAAAGUCUGGCUGACUCUAACAGUGAUGAAUCAGAUUCAGACCUGUCUGAUGUUCCAGAACUGGAUUCCGAAAUUGAACAAGAGACACAGCUCACCUAUCGUCGGCAGGUUUACAAAGAAGAGCUACCUCAGCUUAAAGAACAAUGCAAAGAAAAACAAAAAAGUGCUACUUCUAAAAGAAGAGAACAGGCUCCAGGAAAUAGUAUCCGAUUACACUUUGUUCAUGGUUACAGAGGUUACGACUGUCGAAGUAAUCUGUUUUAUACUCAAAUUGGUGAAAUUGUGUACCAUGUGGCAGCAGUGGGUGUCAUUUACAAUAGACAACAGAACACACAGCGUUUUUACUUGGGUCAUGAUGAUGAUAUUCUUUGUCUGGCUAUUCAUCCUUUGAAAGACUAUGUGGCUACAGGCCAGGUGGGUAGGGAUCCCUCAAUUCACAUAUGGGAUACAGAGACUAUUAAACCAUUGUCAAUAUUAAAGGGCUACCACCAAUAUGGUGUCUGUGCUGUUGAUUUCUCAGCGGAUGGGAAACGUUUGGCUUCAGUUGGAAUAGAUGAUAGCCACACCAUUGUACUGUGGGACUGGAAGAAAGGAGAGAAACUUUCAAUGGCAAGAGGAAGUAAAGAUAAGAUUUUUGUUGUUAAGAUGAACCCCUACAUGCCUGAUAAACUGAUUACAGCUGGAAUUAAACACAUGAAAUUUUGGCGUAGAGCAGGGGGAGGAUUGAUUGGAAGAAAAGGCUACAUAGGCACAUUGGGGAAAAAUGACACAAUGAUGUGUGCAGUGUAUGGAUGGACUGAAGAGAUGGCUUUUUCUGGAACAUCCACAGGAGAUGUGUGUAUCUGGAGAGAUGUCUUCCUUGUAAAAACAGUUAAAGCACAUGAUGGGCCUGUGUUCAGUAUGCAUGCACUGGAAAAAGGAUUUGUAACUGGAGGAAAAGAUGGUAUAGUAGCUCUUUGGGAUGACUCUUUUGAAAGAUGUCUCAAGACCUAUGCUAUAAAAAGAGCUGCUUUGGCCCCAGGAUCCAAAGGUCUUCUCUUGGAAGAUAACCCAUCUAUACGUGCCAUAUCAUUAGGCCAUGGUCAUAUUUUAGUUGGCACAAAGAAUGGUGAAAUAUUAGAAGUGGAUAAAAGUGGCCCAGUAACACUUCUGGUCCAGGGACACAUGGAAGGAGAGGUAUGGGGUUUGGCUACACAUCCUUAUCUGCCGAUCUGUGCUACUGUAAGUGAUGAUAAAACCUUAAGAAUAUGGGAUCUCUCUCCUAGUCAUUGUAUGUUGGCUGUCCGGAAACUGAAAAAGGGUGGAAGAUGUUGCUGUUUUUCUCCUGAUGGAAAAGCUUUAGCUGUAGGUCUCAAUGAUGGAAGUUUCUUAAUGGCAAAUGCAGAUACUCUAGAGGAUCUUGUGUCUUUUCACCACAGAAAAGAUAUUAUUUCAGAUAUUAGAUUUUCACCUGGAUCUGGGAAAUAUCUGGCUGUGGCAUCCCAUGACAGCUUUAUAGAUAUAUAUAAUGUAAUGAGUAGUAAACGAGUGGGAAUAUGCAAAGGAGCUACAAGUUGCAUAACCCAUAUUGAUUGGGAUAUUAGAGGAAAGCUUUUACAGGUCAACACUGGUGCUAAAGAACAGUUAUUCUUUGAAGCUCCCAGAGGGAAAAAACAAACCAUCCCCAAUGUGGAGGUAGAAAAAAUUAGUUGGGCAUCAUGGACAAGUGUGCUUGGUCUAUGCUGUGAGGGAAUUUGGCCAGUAAUUGGAGAAGUCACAGAUGUAACUGCCUCUUGCCUCACCAGUGACAGAAUGGUCCUAGCUACAGGCGAUGAUUUGGGAUUCGUGAAGUUAUUUAAAUAUCCUGCUAAAGGAAAAUUUGGAAAAUUUAAGAGGUAUGUGGCCCAUAGCACACAUGUCACAAAUGUUCGCUGGACUUAUGAUGACAGCAUGUUGGUGACCCUAGGAGGUGCAGAUAUGUCUUUAAUGGUAUGGACAAAUGAGAUGGAAAGUUAUCGAGAAAGAAGGCCUUGUGAUAGUGAGGAAUCUGAUGUAGAUUCCGAAGAAGGUGGAGGCUAUGAUAGUGAUGUUACAAGGGAGAAUGAAAUUACUUAUACCGUCAGAGCCUUAUCAACAAAUAUUCGCCCAAUGUUUGGAACCAAGCCUCAUUUGCAACAGAAAGAACCUUCAGCUGAUGAGAGGCAGGGUAUAGUAAGAGGUUCCAGGCCCCCAGUGAGCAGGGCCCCUCCACAGCCAGAGAAACUUCAGACAAAUAAUGUUGGCAAGAAGAAAAGACCCAUAGAGGACCUCGUGUUGGAGCUUGUAUUUGGUUAUCGAGGCAGAGACUGCAGGAAUAAUGUACAUUAUUUAAAUGAUGGUGAUGAUAUAAUUUAUCACACUGCAUCAGUUGGAAUUCUGCACAAUGUUGCUACAGGGAUUCAAAGUUUUUAUCAGGAACAUAAUGAUGAUAUUCUGUGCCUCACUGUAAAUCAGCACCCCAAAUUUAUCAACAUAGUGGCAACUGGCCAAGUAGGUGAUUCAGCAGAUAUGUCAGCCACAGCCCCUUCUAUCCACAUCUGGGAUGCAGUGAGCAAGCAGACUCUAUCUAUACUAAGAUGCUACCAUUCAAAGGGAGUGUGUUCGGUCAGCUUCAGUGCUACUGGCAAACUCUUGCUGUCUGUGGGACUAGACCCAGAACAUACUAUUACCAUUUGGAGAUGGCAGGAAGGUGCCAAGAUUGCCAGCAGAGUGGGGCACAACCAACGUAUUUUUGUAGCAGAAUUCCGACCAGAUUCAGAUACCCAGUUUGUCUCUGUGGGAGUAAAACACGUGAAAUUCUGGACCCUGGCAGGAAGGGCUCUUCUUAGCAAAAAAGGGCUGCUGAACACACUGGAAGAUGCCCGGAUGCAGACCAUGCUCGCUGUCGCAUUUGGUGCAAAUAACUUGACGUUUACAGGUACCAUCAGUGGUGAUGUCUGUGUGUGGAAAGAUCACAUAUUGUGUAGAGUUGUGGCCAGAGCUCACAACGGGCCCGUGUUUGCCAUGUAUACCACCCUGCGAGAUGGACUUAUUGUGACUGGUGGCAAAGAAAGGCCGUCAAAAGAAGGAGGAGCAGUUAAACUGUGGGAUCAGGAACUGAGACGAUGCCGGGCCUUCAGGCUUGAGACAGGACAAGCCACAGACUGUGUUCGUUCCGUGUGCAGAGGCAAAGGCAAGAUACUAGUUGGGACAAGGAAUGCUGAAAUAAUUGAAGUUGGAGAGAAAAAUGCAGCAUGUAAUAUUUUGGUUAGCGGACAUGUGGAUGGACCGAUCUGGGGGCUAGCAACACAUCCUUCCAGGGAUUUUUUCCUUUCUGCUGCAGAGGAUGGGACAGUGAGACUCUGGGAUAUUGCUGAUAAAAAGAUGUUAAACAAAGUGAAUUUGGGACAUGCUGCUCGUACUGUGUGUUAUAGCCCUGAAGGGGACAUGGUGGCUAUUGGAAUGAAAAAUGGAGAAUUUAUUAUUUUACUUGUGAGCUCUCUAAAAAUAUGGGGAAAGAAGAGAGAUAGACGAUGUGCAAUCCAUGAUAUCAGGUUUAGUCCAGAUUCCCGAUAUCUGGCAGUUGGUUCUAGUGAGAACUCAGUGGAUUUUUAUGACCUAACAUUGGGCCCCACCCUUAACAGAAUCAGCUAUUGCAAAGACAUCCCAAGCUUUGUCAUUCAAAUGGACUUCUCUGCAGAUAGCAGAUAUCUCCAGGUCUCUAGUGGUUGCUAUAAACGGCUUGUCUAUGAAGUGCCUUCAGGAAAACAUCUUUUGGAUCAUGCUGCCAUUGACAGAAUUACUUGGGCUACAUGGACUAGUAUUCUAGGAGAUGAAGUUAUGGGAAUCUGGUCCAGGCAUGCCGAGAAAGCCGAUGUCAACUGUGCCUGUGUAUCUCAUUCAGGAAUCAGCCUUGUAACAGGAGAUGACUUUGGCAUGGUUAAAUUAUUUGACUUCCCAUGUCCGGAAAAAUUUGCAAAGCACAAAAGGUUCUUGGGUCACUCACCCCAUGUGACAAAUAUUCGAUUUACCAAUGGCGAUCGACAUGUUAUCAGCGCUGGAGGUGAUGAUUGCAGUUUAUUUGUCUGGAAAUGUGUACAUAUGCCUCACUGA